Hemibagrus wyckioides is the source of this 1539-nucleotide messenger RNA. It is a transcript of the gene mettl4, whose product is annotated as methyltransferase 4, N6-adenosine. Gene Ontology annotation, cellular component: cytosol; nucleus; RNA N6-methyladenosine methyltransferase complex. Gene Ontology annotation, molecular function: nucleic acid binding; RNA methyltransferase activity; site-specific DNA-methyltransferase (adenine-specific) activity. NCBI's taxonomy places the organism in Eukaryota, Metazoa, Chordata, Actinopteri, Siluriformes, Bagridae. The transcript is spliced from 8 exons. Bases 132 to 1463 code for a protein of 443 amino acids. The record is from RefSeq and is a predicted model, not a curated record.
GUGACGUAGUGUUUAUGUUCAGCUCUUCCAGUGCUCGUGUGUUGCAUGAUGUUAAACCUUGACACCGGCAAACAGUUCUAAAGUAAUUUUAACGUAAAUGUUUUUAUUGAGUUUUUUUUAAUAUCUUCCAAAUGUCUGUCCUGCUUUCAAAUGAACGAGGUUGGCUGUUGGAUGCAUGUUGUUUCAUAAACGAAGGAUUUCAGCGGUGCUACAGUCUAAUCAAAGGACACUUCCGGUGUUGUUUCAAGAAUCAGUACUUUAAUAUACUGAACCCUUAUAUAGUGAAUAAAUGCGACAGGGAUCGUAUGAUCGGUGCUCAGACUAACACAGAGAGCCAUGCGGCUGGGGAUAGCAGAUUAGAUCCGAAGAUCCGGAAGAAAAGGAAGCGUAAACGAAGUGAGCCGAAUCUGGGGGAGUUAGAUGCUGAAGUAUAUCAUAAAAAGGUCAGGGUGUUGGUUCUGGAGGGCACACGGUCUCUACUGGAAACCGGGCAUCACCGUGGUUAUCUGACAGAAGAUUUACUUACAGUGCCAGUUAAACAAAUGCCUGUUCAUGAGUGCCAGCUGGCUGCACUAUGUGACAUGGCCAAGCAGCUGCUGAAAAUGGAGAAUUCUGAUGCCCCACAUGUGCAGGCUGUUAAUGGACAUGCAGACUUGGAUGCACACCUUGAUCUGUUCUCAUGCCUCACAGAAAAUCCAGAUGACUUCGCUCGUGAGGUAACGCUAAUGGGAGAGACGUAUUUCCUGCCCCCUCGCAGCCGUUUCCUCUUGUCUGACAUCACAUGUUUACAACCGCUUAUCUGCGGUGGAGACAAAUAUGACCUAAUAGUUCUUGAUCCACCAUGGGAAAAUAAAUCUGUGAAAAGAAGUAAUAGGUACAGUUUUCUGCCAUCCUCUCAACUGAAACUUCUGCCUGUGCCGGCGUUGAGUGCAGCAGGAUGUGUGGUGGUUACCUGGGUAACAAACCGUCCCCGUCAUCUCCGGUUCGUCAGGGAGGAACUGUAUCCCCACUGGGGAGUGAAGCUGCUUGCAGAGUGGCUUUGGGUGAAGGUGACCCGGAAAGGGGAGCUAGUUUUCCCCCUGGAUUCACCACACAAGAAACCUUACGAAGUGUUAUUACUUGGAAGGUUCUGCACUAACAGUGACAACACAACAAGAUCUGAAGUGUGUGAGAUCCCAGAUCAACGGCUCAUUAUUAGCGUUCCUUCAGCGCUGCACUCUCAGAAGCCAGCUCUAUCAGCUGUGCUGAAGCCAUACAUUAGGCCUGAUGCUAAGUGUCUGGAAAUGUUUGCUCGAAGUCUCCAGCCUGAUUGGACAAGCUGGGGAAAUGAGGUCAUCAAAUUUCAGCACCACAGCUAUUUUACCACAGAGAGCGUGGAGUCUGCACAUGUCGCAUGUUCUGAGACUAUAGAUGCAGAUCAACAGAUAGACACUAGAGUAAUGGACAAAUCUGCCUGUUUAUGAACCUAUGAAUAAUUUUAGAAUUUUUUUUUUAAUCAGCACGAAACAUCAUUGAUAUUAAACAACUUUUUUUUUUAUA